CACAGCCGACCGAUCACACAUAAUUUUGCCCACGUUCGUAGCCACCACGAAAAUCGACCUCUUCCAUUUCCUCAACCCUUUCUCUCUCUCUCUCUCUCUAAGCAAAGAUGAGCAAGGGACCGGGACUCUUCUCGGACAUCGGCAAGAAAGCCAAAGAUCUUUUAACUAAGGACUACAACUCUGAUCAGAAAUUCACUAUCUCCACCUACAGCGAUGCUGGAGUGGCACUCACAUCAACAGCGGUGAAGAAAGGAGGACUCUCAACUGGGGAUGUGGCGGCACAGUACAAGUACAAGAAUGUAGUUGUUGAUGUCAAAGUUGAUACAGAAUCAAAUAUCGCAACAACCCUUACAUUCACUGAGAUUGUCCCAUCAACAAAGACUAUUGCCUCAUUUAAGCUGCCCGAUUAUAACUCUGGCAAGUUGGAGGUCCAAUACUUCCAUGACCAUGCAACCUUCACAACUGUCUUUGCUUUGAACCAAUCCCCUGCCGUUGAUGUUACGGCCACCAUUGGUACCCCAAGCAUUGCUUUCGGUGCAGAAGCAGGUUAUGAUACUACUUCUGGUAGUUUUACAAAGUACACUGCUGGCAUUAGCGUGACAAAACCAGAUUCAUCUGCUUCUAUAAUAUUGGGUGACAAGGGAGACAGUAUAAAAGCAUCAUAUGUGCAUCACCUGGAUCAAUUUAAGAAGAGUGCUGCUGUUGGAGAGAUCACAAGAAGAUUCUCCACUAAUGAGAACACUUUCACAGUUGGAGGGUCAUACGCUGUUGACCAGCUGACAGUGGUGAAAGCAAAGCUCAACAACCAAGGGAGGCUUGGGGCUCUCCUGCAGCAUGAGGUCAUACCGAAGUCGGUGCUGACAAUCUCUGGGGAACUCGAUACCAAGGCCUUGGACAAAAAUCCCAGGUUUGGGUUGGCUAUUGCUCUCAAGCCCUGAUGGUUUUCUGCCAUUGGAUGAUGUGAUGUUGGAAUAUAUACUUUCUAUGAUUUUUUUCGGGUGGCGCAGCAUGAAAGGGAGCGCAUAAUAAUUAGUUCCACAGAUAUAUUUGUUUCAGGUUCUCCAUGACUGUCCUGUGGAUCAAUUGUUUUGAUACCUGAGGUCUACCAUUGUCUUCUGCUUCUCAGAAUUUUAACUUUUUUUUCCCUUGCCCCGUUGUAGGCAUCUUGAUAUUUGCACAAUUCCCCUAAUCCUUAUCUGAGGAGUUUAGCUAA
This is a messenger RNA of Alnus glutinosa, 1213 nucleotides long. Its product is annotated as mitochondrial outer membrane protein porin 2-like. Gene Ontology annotation, cellular component: mitochondrial outer membrane. Gene Ontology annotation, molecular function: voltage-gated monoatomic anion channel activity. Gene Ontology annotation, biological process: monoatomic anion transmembrane transport. The coding region runs from base 108 to 938 and encodes 276 amino acids. The transcript has 6 exons. The record is from RefSeq and is a predicted model, not a curated record. NCBI's taxonomy places the organism in Eukaryota, Viridiplantae, Streptophyta, Magnoliopsida, Fagales, Betulaceae.